Messenger RNA from Cuscuta epithymum, 1264 nucleotides. The record is from the annotation of a GenBank genome assembly. NCBI's taxonomy places the organism in Eukaryota, Viridiplantae, Streptophyta, Magnoliopsida, Solanales, Convolvulaceae.
CGCCGUCCAAAUAGGAGCUUGGACUCCACAGCCGCACUUCUUGAUUUGUUGUCUUCCAUCCAUCGCACAGGAGCUCGAAUUAGAAAAACUCAUCUCUUCAAAUUUGUAUUUGUGUUUGUGGAAGAGAAGAAUGGAUUUCGUAUGCUUAUAUGGUCCAAAUAGGUUAACACGGUAUGGACUAGGGAUAAAAGCUAUGUAAUCACACAUGGUGUUAAUAGAUUGGGAUUAAAAGCCACGUAAGCAAAAAAAAAAGUGCCACAUAGCGUAUUACUAACGGCCCAGUUGCUUAGACCCCGCGGGUGGUAACGGUAGGAAACCAGAAGCUUGGAUUUGUUGCAAAGUUCAUCACAGACCCCUGAUUGCAAACGGCCACAAUCACAGGUAUGUAAAGUGUACUUUUUUCCCUAAAAUCUACCAAAUUAAAUGAUCCGGUCCAUUAGAAAAUCACAUGCCCAGGAUCUGGAAUAAUCUAACCAAUCUCUUCGGUAUACGAAUUCAUCCGAUCUACCAUCUCAGCGGGACAGCGUACGCUAUAUUGCUCUCUCCGUUUGCAGCUCCUCUUCCCCUUAGGUCGGACGCAGUUCGUCUAACAUCCCAAGGAUGGAGUCUAGCAGGGGACAAGGUGGAAUUCAACUACUCUUAGCAGCAGAACAAGAAGCUCAACAAAUUGUCAAUGCUGCAAGGAGUGCAAAACAGGCUAGAUUGAAACAGGCUAAAGAAGAAGCUCAGAAGGAGAUAUCGGAGUUCCGUGCUCAUAUGGAAUCUGAAUUUCAGAAAAAGCUCGCACAGAGUAGUGGGGACUCUGGGGCAAAUGUUAAGCGUCUAGAGGUAGAGACUGAGGCCAAGAUUCAUCACCUGACAACAGAAGCUGCAAGAAUUUCUCAUGAUGUUGUCCACAUGCUUCUAAGGCAUGUUACUGCUGUGAAGCACUAGUCAUCCCCCUUGUGAGUUUUAUUUGAAGGACCGUGUGAGCUUUAUGUCAAACACCAUUUUCUCUCUCCCUCUCCUUCUGUGUGGUAAAUUCUUUUUCUAUUAAUCUGUGCAUUGCCAACUUGUAUUGUAAUUUUUUUCUUCUGAAUCAUCCCCAAUGGUUAGUUUCUCAUUGGUCUUGACUCCUGAUCCAAUAAAGCAGUGAAAUUCUAUGCAUUUUACCUUGGACUUUAAUUUUGUUUUGGAGGAGCAUCAACUCUGUUAUGACUUAUAAUGAUUGACAAUACUCCCUAUAUAUUGCAAGCCCUGGUGAGAAUGUGAGCUUGAUAUGUAC